AUGGGCAAGUUUAUGGGUUUUUGGGGUGUAAUAUUUUUUGGUUUUUUCCUAAGCAAAUGGGUUGUUAAAAGCUUUGAAUUUGAUGAGCUUUUCGAUAAUAGAACAGAAGUUUCAUUCUUGGAAUCCAUGUCCUUGUUGGAGUCCGUGUAUGGAGUUUCAGCUGCAGCUGCCCCUCCUUAUGCUCUCACGGUGCCUCUUACACUUAUUCAAGGAGCUGCUGCUAAAGGCGCUGUAUGUUUGGAUGGAACAUUACCUGGCUAUCACUUCCAUCGCGGGUUCGGGACAGGAGCAAACAGCUGGCUCAUCCAACUGGAGGGUGGAGGGUGGUGUAACAACAUCAGGGCCUGUGUUUACCGGAAAACUACUCGCCGUGGGUCCUCGACAUAUUUUGAGAAGAUAAUUCCAUUUACAGGGAUACUUAGCAAUAAAGCUCAAGAAAAUCCAGAUUUCUUUAACUGGAAUAGAGUAAAAAUCCGGUACUGUGAUGGUGCCUCCUUUUCUGGGGACAGUGAAAAUAAGGCUGCAGGGUUGCAGUUCAGAGGACAGCGUAUAUGGCUAGCUGCAAUGGAAGACUUGAUGUCAAAAGGAAUGCGAUAUGCAAAUCAGGCCCUGCUUUCUGGAUGCUCUGCUGGUGGUCUAGCUUCUAUCUUACACUGUGACGAGUUUCGGGAUCUAUUUCCUAGAAGAACCAAAGUGAAGUGCUUCAGCGAUGCUGGAUUAUUUAUGGAUGCCACUGAUGUGUCCGGUGGACACACGAUAAGAAAUUUCUUCGCCGGUGUAGUAAGCUUACAGGGUGUCCAGAGGAAUCUGCCAAGCACUUGUACCAAUCAUCUCGAUCCAACUUCGUGCUUCUUCCCUCAGAAUUUAAUCGCCAACAUCAGAACUCCUCUGUUUAUUCUCAAUGCUGCUUAUGAUUCAUGGCAGAUCCAAGAAAGCUUGGCUCCUAAAAUGGCUGAUCCUCGGGGUAAUUGGUAUAACUGUAAAAUGAACUAUGCACGAUGUUCAGUAUCCCAAAUCCGAUUUCUGCAAGGUUUCAGGGCUCAUAUGCUGAAUGCAGUAAAAGGCUUUUCUGCAUCAAGGCAAAAUGGGUUAUUCAUAAAUUCGUGCUUUGCUCACUGCCAGUCCGAGAGGCAGGAUACCUGGUUUGCAGAUAAUUCUCCAGUAAUAGGGAACAAGGCUGUAGCAAUAGCUGUCGGAGAUUGGUACUUUGAUCGUGCAACUACUAAGGCCAUUGGUUGCGCAUAUCCGUGUGACAAAACUUGUCACAACCUGGUUUUCAGAUGA
Molecule: messenger RNA, 1284 nt
Organism: Fraxinus pennsylvanica
Lineage: Eukaryota; Viridiplantae; Streptophyta; Magnoliopsida; Lamiales; Oleaceae
Source: the annotation of a GenBank genome assembly